GCCACUUGUGAGGCCGUCAAAUACUUCAUCGACGAUACUCUGGGUCCCUACCUGGUGAACGUAACGGCAGCGGCCACUCUGUGCAGCCAGACCAUGUGUUCAUCUCGGGGCAGAUGCCAGAGGAGGAACCCGAACUCCGGGGCCUACCUCCACCUGGACCCCGCCGUGUGGAAGGUGGUGUCUAAGAGGAAACCAGAGGGCAGGCGGCACUACAGCGUUUUAGGACAGAUGAAAACACACGAGGUAACGUUCAAGAAGUCUGAGUUUCGGUGCAAGUGUUACCCAGGCUGGAGCGGUGAGAGCUGCUCCAAAACCACUCGGGGGUAAAGACAGGUAAUGGUUAGUAAUGUUCUAAUAAAUACCAGUUUAGUCUGUAAAA
Plectropomus leopardus (leopard coralgrouper) is the source of this 379-nucleotide messenger RNA. NCBI's taxonomy places the organism in Eukaryota, Metazoa, Chordata, Actinopteri, Perciformes, Serranidae. The record is from RefSeq and is a predicted model, not a curated record.